AGGGGCUGUCGAUGCUGUGGGUGCCGCUGAAGGGGCACAAGGGCGUGGAGAUGCGGCGGCUGGACGUGAGCGGGCAGAAGGCGGCGGGCACGACCUUCAUCGAUCUCGAGGACGUCGAGGUGCCCGUGGAGAAUCUGAUGGGCGAGGAGGGCCGCGGCAUGAUCCAGGUGAUGACCAACUUCAACCACGAGCGCCUCACCAUCUGCAUCACCGCAACACGGCAGUCGCGCGUGGCGCUCAGCGCGGCCUUCGCGUACGUGCUGAAGCGUGAAGCGUUCGGGAAGCCGUUGAUGGAUAUCGGGGUGGUGCGGCACCGGCUAGCGAAAGCGGGAUGUCUGCUCGAGAGCCAUUGGGCGUGGAUCGAGCAGUUCGUCUACCAAAUGUGCAAUUUGAAGAAGGAGGAUGCGGACAUUGAGCUGGGCGGGCUGACGGCCGCGGCCAAGGCGCACACGGGCAUUGUGAUGAAGGAGUGCGUGGACGCCAUGUGCUUGCUGUUUGGCGGCAACGGGUAUACCAAGUCGGGCCAGGGCGAGCUCGCGGAGACGAUGUGGAGGGAGUUGAAUGGGAUUCGAGUCCCCGGUGGCUCCGAAGAUGUGAUGCUCGAUCUCGGCAUCCGGCAACUGGCCAAGAACUUUCAGCGGAAGACGGCGGAGUUGGAGAAGUCGAGGGGCUCGAAGAUAUAGAUAUUUCCAUAGAUGAAUUAGCAAGUGAUACCUUGCAUGCAUGUGCACAUCCGACAG
This is a messenger RNA of Neohortaea acidophila, 740 nucleotides long. RefSeq names its product acyl-CoA dehydrogenase/oxidase C-terminal. The transcript has 2 exons. Lineage: Eukaryota; Fungi; Ascomycota; Dothideomycetes; Mycosphaerellales; Teratosphaeriaceae. The coding region runs from base 12 to 683 and encodes 223 amino acids. The record is from RefSeq and is a predicted model, not a curated record. Gene Ontology annotation, molecular function: oxidoreductase activity, acting on the CH-CH group of donors.